CACCGCGGGUGAACCUGCAGGAUAGCUCAAACUCUCACAGGAGCCUGAUCCAGAGCAUGGCCGCUGCUCGGUGCUCCUCUUUCCCUGCUCUCUGCGUGGUGGUAGUAGUAGUAGUGGUACUCAUCGGCGGUGGUGGCGCCGAGUCCGCCGCGGACCAAGAAGGCCUCAAAAUCCACCUUCACUUCUACUUCCAUGAGGUCAACGCCGGCACGCCCAACGCCACCGUCCUCAACGUCGCCAGCCUGCACAGGAACUCGUCGACGUUCGGGGACCUGAACGUGUUCGACAACGCGCUGCGGGCGGGGCCGGACCCAGCGUCGCGGCUCGUUGGCAGGGCGCAGGGCUUGGCGCUCCAUGCGUCGCUUGACGAGUCCGGCGGGCUCACGGCCAUCACCUUCGCCUUCUCCGACUACGGCGCGUACAGCGGCACCACGCUGGCGACGCUGGGCCACAUCGGGGUGUCUGGCCCGGCGGAGCGGAGCAUCGUGGGCGGCACGGGCAAGCUCCGGUUCGCGCGCGGGUACAUGGUCAGCAGCCUCCUCAGCUCCACGGACACCUCCAUCGUCGUCGUCUUCGACAUGUACUUCACCCUAGCCCGCUGACACGCACGCGCGGGGAACCAACGGAGUACAAGGUGUGUACUUUCGAAGCAAGCUGUUCGAGAGUUGCUGUCAUGUGUGCCCCCAUAAAAAGAGAGUUGCUGUCAUAGUACUACAAUCAUCGCAUAGAUUAUUACUCAUAUUUUAUUUUCUAGUAGUAUAUCUUUCCCUACUAAUAAAGCGGCUAUCGCUUCUGCCCGUC
Molecule: messenger RNA, 801 nt
Organism: Triticum dicoccoides
Lineage: Eukaryota; Viridiplantae; Streptophyta; Magnoliopsida; Poales; Poaceae
Product: pterocarpan synthase 1-like
Exons: 2
Coding region: 57-602 (181 amino acids)
Source: RefSeq, a predicted model, not a curated record